ACGACCAUGAAUUUUAAUCUGGAGUGGUCGCACUUUGUAUUCUUCAGUCCCCAGUUUUGUACGCUGACACAAUGAGCGAACAUCUGAGCAGUCGAGAUGAAUCUACCGCACUGGAUUUUCGCGAUAUUCACGAACAUCCUCCGGUAGAGAGCUCUUCGGUAGUUGCAGAUCCCUCCUGGGACACGGACAAGGUCUACUUUAAUGAGUUUGAAAACCCCAAACGGAGCAAAGGCGACGAUUUUGAUAACUUCUUUCAAAACGAAGUAUUCACCGAAGCUGACGUCGCCUUUGCGAUCAUAGAAGAAAUGACGGACCAGGAUACGGCGGAACCCCAACUCCGAAGGCGUUCGGCUAGUACGAGUGCUGAUCGCGAUGAUACUUUGGACCCGCUAGGCUGGCCACGACGGCAAGCGGCGGAGCUCGCUGACGUGCCUUUCUUCACGGCCUUUGAAACUGAUAAAGCAGAAAUUCAUGAAGAACUCGGUGAUGACCAAGAUCUUUUAAGGCACAAGAGCAAUGACAAUCAUAUCGAUGAUCUUUCGGGGAGAGAUUCUUUAGAAGGUGUCUGCGAAAGUGUCACCAAUAUGUUGAAGAUCCAGACAGACGAUGACAAACGUUCAAAGCAGGAGCGUAUUCAAAUGUACGAGACACUCGCAGUCGAUGACGAGUCUAGUGUGGAGGAAUCGGAGGACGACGAGGACGAUCUCGAGGAGGGGGAGGAGGAGCAAGUUGAGUAUAGCCAACAGCAAAGCAACGAUGACCAUGAAAGUUGGGAAGAGCCACAGGAAUGUAGGACUGGUACUUUCGGUCAUAGUAGCACAAGCAACAAUGAAUUUGAGACCAAUUUUUCCGACUUCAGCUCGUCAAUUCGCGAUGACGUGCCAACGUUCGAUGCCGCAGCCAAGGCAGCUCAGUCAGCUGAUGGUUCACUUACUACACCAGUUGAAUCGCCGGAGCAGAAGCGCUUAUUUCCCAAGGUCAAGCUCAGUAAAGUAGCGGACAAGAUCUCAACUGAAAUUCCCCUUCUUCGCCCUCCACCAGCGGAAAAGAUUCAAAAGUGGGAAGAUGCCAGAAUCAGCCAAGCCAAAAAAACGAAUACCCAAGAAUAA
This is a messenger RNA of Phaeodactylum tricornutum CCAP 1055/1, 1109 nucleotides long. RefSeq lists its product with no specific name. The record is from RefSeq and is a predicted model, not a curated record. NCBI's taxonomy places the organism in Eukaryota, Bacillariophyta, Bacillariophyceae, Surirellales, Neidiaceae. The transcript has a single exon. The coding region runs from base 72 to 1109 and encodes 345 amino acids.